AUGGAUCGAUAUUUUAAGAAACUUUCUCCUAGUGUUGCUGCUUCAUCUUCGUCAGUUAAUGGACCUACACUUCUUCAACCUCAAGAGUCAUUGAAUGAAGAUAAACUUGAAGCUGAUCCAGAAAAUAUUCCAAGUGAUCCAGGGAAACGACCUGAUAUAAUGAGAUAUCCGUCAAACUCAAUAGAACGGGUGCAUAGAGCUUACUUACUUAAAGGUCCAUGUCAACCGCGCGAACAUGAUUUUCCUCCAAGAACUGAUGGAAAGCGACAACGUAAAUUUUUCGCGCAUUGGUUUGAUGAAUUCAAAGAUUGGUUGGAGUAUAGUAUUACAAAGGAUGCAGCAUAUUGUUUAUAUUGUUAUCUCUUCUCUAGACUCCAUGGAAAUGGACAUGACGCUUUUGUAUCUGGAGGAUUUACAGCCUGGCGCAAGAAAGAAAGUGAAGAGAUAGAUAAUGUUGUACUGAAAAAUGCUCCUGCAAACCUCAAACUGACAUCAUCGGAUAUUCAGAAAGACAUCAUUAAUGCAACUUCUGUUGAGACAACAAAACUUAUUGUAGAUGAUAUAGGAGACAACUCUUUCUCCAUAUUAGUCGAUGAGUGCCGAGAUGUUUCAUGUAAGCGCAGAGAUGUGCUACGAGAGAGUCAAAGAGUGAAGGUUGUUGAAGGGAUUGCAAGUGAUGAAAUUAAUAUCGGAAGAGGAUUAAAUCAAGAGAAAUCAUUGACACGACCUGGAGAUACUCGUUGGAGUUCGCAUUAUGGUACUCUCAUCAACUUGAUGCAUUUAUUUUCUUCUAUUAAUGAUGUUCUUGAGUAUGUUGAGGAGAAUGGUUAUGAGGAUGCACAUAGGGCUGAAGCUUUGGAUGUGCAAGAAAUUCUAAAUCAUUUUGAGUUUAUCUUUGUAUUGCAUCUUAUGAGGAAACUCUUGGGAAUUACACAUGAUCUCUCUCAAGUUCUACAAAAGAAGGAUCAAGACUUUGUUAAUGCUAUGAAUCUUGUCAAAGUAGCAAAAACACGUUUACAAGUAAUGAGGGAAAAAGGUUGGGAGGUUUUGCUUACUGAAGUUACAAAGUUUUGUAGAACAAAUGAGAUUGAUGUGCUUGAUAUGGAAGACGAGUGUGUAGUUAGAGGAGGAGGAAGGCGUAAAAUUGAGAAAAUAAAAAAUCUCCACCAUUAUCGAGUUGAGUUGUUUUGUUCAGUCAUUGAUAUGCAAGCUCAAGAGUUGAAUCACCGUUUUAAUGAAGUCAACACAGAUUUACUUCUGUGUAUGACAUGUUUUGAUCCUAAAGACUUAUUUUCUGCAUUUGAUUCAGAGAAGCUGCUUCGCCUUGCCAAGUAUUAUCCAUCUGAAUUUUCUGAAGUUACUUUGUAUGAGCUUGAAAGUCAGCUUGAUAACUUUAUUUUUGAUGUGCGCACAGAUGAGAUGAAAGGUACAUCAAUUGCUAUGGCCAUGGGAAUGCAUUUGCCAUUAGUUUCUGUAGGGGACAGAAUUUUCCCUGCAUUGUGCGGCAAUUUGAUUAUCUAA
Molecule: messenger RNA, 1521 nt
Organism: Salvia splendens (bonfire salvia)
Lineage: Eukaryota; Viridiplantae; Streptophyta; Magnoliopsida; Lamiales; Lamiaceae
Exons: 4
Coding region: 1-1521 (506 amino acids)
Source: RefSeq, a predicted model, not a curated record